Molecule: messenger RNA, 2184 nt
Organism: Colletotrichum truncatum
Lineage: Eukaryota; Fungi; Ascomycota; Sordariomycetes; Glomerellales; Glomerellaceae
Source: RefSeq, a predicted model, not a curated record
AUGCCAAAGUCUUUUGUUGUUGUGCCGGCAUUGCUGGCCAGCAUUGCAAAUGUGGCCGUUGCUUUUUCCAACUCAUCAAGCAAUGAGCCUUGUGCUGCUGUCAGUGCCGCCUGGGCUGCACAGCACGCAGCGGCUCCGACAGUUACGCCCAGAGUACCUGCUCAGUUGGCCUAUGACUGCUUGAAUUCUGUGCCCCUCGGCAAGCAGGAAGCUAUUGACCUGGUCGAUUCCAUGGUGCCGUAUAUUGAAUGGCAAAGCGAUUUGGCGUACAAGGCCAACCCCCCCGCAGGCUACGACUUCCCAGCAUUCGAUGCACUUGGCAACCUUGCAAAAAUCAGGAGUAACCUCGAGGCUGAUGUUUACGCAAGCGAGUAUGCUUUUCAAUCUGCGCUGUACGAGCAGGUUUUUGGUCCGGGACAUGACGGGCACUUUGUCUAUUACCCGGACCUCUUGACUGCUGUGUUCGAAUGGACUCGCGAGAGUGCCCUUGUUUCCAUCAGCGACGACGGCUCUGCACUGCCGGCAAUCAAGUUUUAUGAGGACGUCGUUUCGGCCCCCGAGACUGCUUCUGUAGUGAAACUCAUCAACGGUCAAGACGCUGCGAAAUACCUUGAGGAAACCAUCAACAAGGCCAACUGGAACCGCGACGCCGAUUCUGCUUACAACUCCAACUUUUUCCAGCAGUCGCUGUUAGCGACGUCGGGUAGCAAGGGAAAUUUCGUAUCUGGUGGCCGUAUCCGUUACGUUUACCCAGGCGCGAACACCACUUUUACCUUUGAGAACGGCACAGAAACCACUUUUGAAAACCAUGCGACGAUCAAAAAGGCAUUAACUGACGUUGUCGAUGGCGCGUCUUUCUACGCCAAGUUUUGCAAUCCUGCUAGUCCGGGAGCUGAUGCUCCAGCAAGCACGACGAGGUCGAACAAUACUAGCCCUAGCAGACUCCUCCCUGGCUACCCUGACCCGGUCAUUAUUACCUCUGGUGGCGAAGUGAGUGGCUACUAUCUGGAAGGCGAAGGCCUCGAGGAUGUGGCCGUGAUUGUGGUACCUGAGUUCGCAGCCAACGACCCUGCCGAGUUCCAGGCUGUUGCCCGAGACUUUUACACCGCCGCACUUGCGGCGGGUAAGACUAAGCUCGUGAUCGAUUUCCAACAGAACGGAGGCGGCAGUAUCAUCCAAGGCUACGAAUUUUUCCGCCAGCUCUUCCCUGAGAUUGUCCAAGAUGGCUUCUCCCGCUGGAACGAAAACAGGGGCUUCAAGGCUAUCAGCGAAAUCGUUUCCGAUGUCGUUAAGGAUGUCGAUGUUCGCACCAGCCCUGAUGAGGAACUCAUCAGCCUUUAUACAACCGCAUACAAUUGGCGUUACGACUACAACAUCUCGAACGGCAACUUCACGUCAUAUAACGAUAAGUUCGCGCCUCAUAUUUUCCAGGAUACGCCUUACACCAACCUCAUGCGAUGGAAUCUUGACACUGACCUGACUACUUCCAACGAGACCUUUGGACUGGGCAUUGAGGUCACUGGCUACGGCAACCUCACGAACGUUACUCAGCCCUUCGCAGCCGAAAAUAUUGUCAUGUUGUACGAUGGUGUCUGCGCCUCUACUUGCACUUUAGCUUCUGAGUUCCUUAGGGCCCAGGGUAAGGUCAAGACAGUUGCAAUGGGUGGACGUCCAAAUGUCGGCCCCAUUGAGGGUGUUGGUGGUAUCAAGGGAGCUCAGGUCUUGGACUGGAGCGAUAUUUACAACACUGCCUCGUUGUUGACUAAAUAUGCCACAACCGACGAGCAAAAGGCCGCUUUUGCUCGCUAUAGCACCCUCCCUCUCAACCGCACUGUGGCUGCCGCCGUCAACGUGCGCGAUCAGGUCCUGAGACAAAACGUCGAAGACGGCAUCCCCGCACAAUACGUCAAAGAGUUGACUGAUUGCCGGCUCUACUGGACCCUCCCAAUGAUCAAGGACGUCACUGAAGUGUGGAAGGCUGCUGCCAACGCGGCUUUCAACGGAGGAAAGUGCGCCUACGGCGGGAUUGGGAAGAGAGAUGUUUCUGAGGAGGCAGAAGUGAGGCGUACGAGUUAUUUGGCUACUACUGUUCCUCAUAAGCGUGAUUUAGCAGAACGCCGCAGUAAAUCCUCUACCAAGGGCAUGCUGUGGAAGGAUAUGCACGAGCUGAAGGCUAUUAAUUAG